This is a messenger RNA of Cherax quadricarinatus, 3398 nucleotides long. Lineage: Eukaryota; Metazoa; Arthropoda; Malacostraca; Decapoda; Parastacidae. The record is from RefSeq and is a predicted model, not a curated record.
GAUUAAUGUAUAUAUGUGGAGUACCUGGUGACCAGUUGUGGGAACAACAGCAGCCGUCAGCAGCAGCCGUCAGCCCAGCAGCCGUCAGCCCAGCAGCCCUUAGUAACUGCUCUCACAGACAGUCUGCAUCUCUGAGAUAAAGUUCUGGUGUUAAGGAUGGCUGAAGAUACUCAAGCUACUGUCUUGUCUGGGAAAAAAGUGGCCCAAGAUGUCCACAAUAAACUGAAACAGGAUGUUGAGGAUCUCAAGAGAGAAUUUAAGAAUUUUGCUCCUGGCUUGGCAAUUGUGCAGGUUGGUGGCCGGGAAGAUAGCAAUGUCUACAUUCGGAUGAAAGUCAAGGCUGCUGAAGAAAUAGGAAUUAAAGCGCAGCACAUAAAAUUUCCCCGAGCUAUAACGCAGUCACAGCUUGUUCAAGAAGUGAAGAAGCUUAACAGUGAUCACACCAUCCAUGGAAUUAUUGUUCAAAUGCCAUUGGACUCUGAUACGAAUAUAGAUUCUGAUUUAGUGCUGGAUACAGUCUCCUCAGAUAAAGAUGUUGAUGGGCUGACUACAGCAAGUGCAGGACGUCUCUCACAUGGCAUGCUUAAAGGUGGCUUUUUGCCUUGUACUCCAAAUGGAUGCAUGGAACUCAUUCGUAGGUCUGGAGCCAAAAUACAAGGAGCAACUGCAGUUGUAUUGGGCCGCAGUAAAAUAGUUGGCACGCCUAUGGCAGAGCUGUUGAAGUGGCAUCAUGCCACCGUUACUACCUGCCACUCACGUACUGCUGACUUACCCGCUGUGACAAAGACUGCUGACAUCUUGGUGGUGGGAAUUGGAAGACCAGAAUUUGUGAAACAGUCUUGGAUAAAGCCUGGGGCUGUGGUGAUUGAUUGUGGAAUUAAUUCUAUACCAGAUGAAACAAAGAAGUCUGGAUCUCGACUGGUUGGAGAUGUGGCUUAUGAAGAAGCUUCAAAGGCAACUUCAGUGAUCACUCCAGUGCCUGGAGGUGUGGGGCCCAUGACUGUAGCUAUGCUGAUGCAAAACACUGUGAUAUCAGCUCAGAAUGCAGCUACCCAGAUGCGGGCAUCAAAAUGGAAUAUCAGUUAUUUACCACUGGACGUUCUUGACAAAGUCCCAAGUGACAUUGAGGUAGCUCGUGCUCAGACGCCGAAGGAUGUUGCAGAACUUGCCGAGGAAAUAGGCUUACUAAAUUCAGAAGUAGAUCUCUAUGGCAAAAAGAAAGCCAAAGUGUCCCUGGCAGUUUUACAGCGCCUUUCUUAUCAGAAAGAUGGAAAAUAUGUUGUUGUGGCUGGAAUGACCCCAACUCCACUGGGGGAAGGAAAGAGUACAACCACUAUUGGUUUGGUUCAAGCACUUGGGGCCCACUUGAAGAACAAUGUAUUUGCCUGUGUCAGACAACCAUCACAAGGACCUACAUUUGGCAUUAAAGGUGGUGCAGCAGGAGGAGGAUAUUCACAGGUCAUUCCAAUGGAUGAGUUUAAUCUUCAUCUUACUGGGGACAUCCAUGCCAUCACAGCUGCAAACAACCUCUUGGCUGCACAAAUUGAUGCUAGAAUGUUCCAUGAAUCUACCCAAAGUGACCAAGCCUUAUACAGCAGAUUGGUUCCAGAAGUUAAGGGUAUUCGUCAGUUCUCAAAGAUACAGAUCAACCGCUUAAAGAAACUGGGCAUUUUAGAAACCGAUCCUAACAAACUAACUGAUGAAGAGAUUAGCAAGUUUGUUCGUUUAAACAUUGAUCCAUCAACCAUCUCUUGGCAGAGAGUUAUGGACACGAAUGAUAGAUUUCUACGGAAGAUAACCAUUGGCCAGAGCCCUACAGAGAAGGGCCAUACCAGAGAAUGCCAGUUUGACAUAACAGUAGCAAGUGAAAUUAUGGCCAUAUUGGCUCUAACGACUUCCCUGGAAGACAUGAGGGAAAGGUUGGGGAACAUGGUUGUUGCCUCGGACACAUCUGGCAAUCCUGUUACCGCUGAGGACCUGGGUGCAAGUGGUGCACUGACAGUGCUCAUGAAGGAUGCUAUUCGGCCUAACCUCAUGCAGACCUUGGAGGGCACACCAGUAUUUGUACAUGCUGGACCAUUUGCCAACAUUGCUCAUGGAAAUUCCUCAAUUCUGGCCGAUAAAAUUGCUUUAAAGUUGGUUGGUGAGAAUGGCUUUGUGGUGACAGAAGCUGGAUUUGGUGCUGACAUAGGAAUGGAAAAGUUCUUCAAUAUUAAGUGCCGGUAUUCUGGUUUGGUACCAAAUGUAGUGGUCCUGGUAGCAACAGUUCGUGCUCUCAAGAUGCAUGGUGGAGGCCCUGCUGUCACACCAGGAGUUCCUCUUCCAGCUGAGUACACUAGUGAGAACUUAGGUCUCGUUGAAGGAGGCUUUAGUAAUUUGAAGAAGCAAAUAGAGAAUGGCGGAAUAUUUGGUAUUCCAGUUGUGGUGGCUAUAAACUCAUUUCUGACUGACACAGAAGCAGAAUUAAAUCUUGUAAAGAAGCUGUCUGUUGAUGCUGGUGCUGUUGAUGCAGUCAUUUGCAACCACUGGGCCAAGGGAGGAGCUGGAGCUGUCCAGCUGGCUGAAGCUGUUGUUGCGGCUUCAGACAAGCCUUCUGAUUUCAAGUUCUUGUAUCGCCUGACUUUACCCAUCGAGGAGAAGAUUCGUAUUAUUGCCCAAAAGAUAUAUGGUGCUGAUGAUAUAGAGAUCAAGCCUGAGGCACAAGAGCAGAUUAAUCGUUUCAGAAAACAGGGUUUCAAUGACCUUCCCAUAUGUAUGGCAAAGACUCACUUGUCAUUAACAUCUGACCCAAGUAAGAAAGGUGCACCUACAGGCUUCACCAUUCCAGUUAGGGAUGUACGAGCAUCAGUUGGUGCUGGGUUCCUCUACCCUCUUGUUGGAACGGAGUCUGGGCAAGUCCCACGUCCACCCUCGCUGGUUCGUGGCUUGCACUGGCUGCGACGCCUUGUGCCAAAGUGAGGUCCAAGAAGUGAGAUGACUACAAUGCCAGGAUUGCCUACACGGCCCUGCAUCUACGAUAUUGACCUCGACUUGGAAAAAGAAGAAGUACAAGGGCUAUUUUGAUUGAUUCUAUAAAAUGUUCUUUUCAUUGGUGUAUGCACUCACUGAUCGACAGGUUAGCUGCUGCCGCUGCUUUUAUUACUUGACAGGAUGUUGUGAUAGAAUGUUGCUCAUCUUAAUUAUAUGAGAGCUAUAUUUUUUGUGAUAGACAUAUGCUUUUCUAUUUAAAGUAUGUGGGGGUUAUAUUGAAAUAAUAAUCUUUCACCUGAAAGUUGUCAUUUACUUGUUCAGAAAGUUGGUGCCAUCAUUUAAACUUAAGACAUUUUAUUUGUUAAAAACUGGGAAACAUAACUUCUUAAAUAUUUUUAUAAAAUUAAAUAAACAAAUGGUAUGGACUA